Molecule: messenger RNA, 2021 nt
Organism: Passer montanus (Eurasian tree sparrow)
Lineage: Eukaryota; Metazoa; Chordata; Aves; Passeriformes; Passeridae
Product: transmembrane protein 184C-like
Exons: 2
Coding region: 58-501 (147 amino acids)
Source: RefSeq, a predicted model, not a curated record
UUAUGAAUGAUUAAGUGAGUAUCUCUGUCAUUGCAGGAUUUUAUCAUUUGUGUGGAGAUGUUUCUGGCUGCUAUUGCACAUCACUACAGUUUUUCCUAUAAACCUUAUGUUCAAGAAGCUGAAGAAGGCUCAUGCUUUGACUCCUUCCUUGCAAUGUGGGAUAUUUCUGAUCUAAGGGCAGAUAUCUCCGAACAGGUUCGAAAUGUGGGGAGGACAGUUUUGGGCCAGCCAAGGAAAAUGUUUUUUGCUGAGGAUCAUGAACAAAAUGAGCAUACAAGUUUGCUGUCUUCAUCUACUCAAGACCCAAUCUCUGAUGCUUCUUCAAUGCCAUCUUCACCCAUGGGUCACUAUCAGGGGUUUGGACACACUGUGACCCCUCUCACAACACCGACGACAGCCCCUGCAGUCGAUGGGAUUUUUAACCCUUCUGCCAGUCAGGAUGCUGAGGAAUCACCUGAACUAGAGAACAACUUAGCAGAGAAAGCUCUGGAUAAAAGUUAAACUUGCCUUUUCUUUGAAUGUGUCAAGGAAUCAUUACAUACUUGCCACAUGCGUCCUGUUAACAUGUACUGUUAAGGAUGGAAGUUGAAAAGCUUGGGAAAGCUGCUGCAUGGACAGGAAGAGGAUAUGGUAUGGCUGUAACUGACAUCGGAAUCCAGAAUCUAUAAUGGAUGUGAGCAUCUGUGAGUACCCCAUGGAUAUGAAACACGCACACUGUAAAGGUUUCUGCAUAAAUUUAAGCAUCAUCUCCUUAAACUGCUAAAUGCUUCCACAUCAUAUCAAAAUUACUCUAAAUUUCAUUAGUGCAAAAGAAACAUUUAAAAAAAAUCCUCUGCUCAUAUAAAAAUGAAGUGCAAGUACUACUAGCAAUGGCAAAACCUAAUUUCAAGAAUGUAUUUUAAGGAGAGCAGUAGUAAAAACUGUUUGUGUUAACUUUGCUUGUCUUAAUGAUGGUUAACUUCCAUGCCCAGUGCUGAAUGGAACGUGGGUGAAAUGAUAGCUUCUGUACAGAUGCCACCUUCUUUCCAUUCCUGCAUAGCUAAAUAAAGUCCCUUCAUGAAGAUAGUUACUACCAAGCAUUAGUAAAGAAACCCUACAAAGAAAACAUUCCCUGCAGGCCUUGCUAUCAAAGUCCAUGCCCAGAUCAUGUGGUUGGUGUAUCUGUUGUCUUUGAGGCUCAUAGUAUGUAAGUCUUUUAUAUCCAGAAGAGACAGCCAGGAUGGUAGGUUUUGGGUUAAUAUUUUACCUUGACUAUUCUUUUCCCUAGCUUCUAAAAUAAGAAUAAUGGUUACUUACCUUAAAAUAUAUAGAGGAGGAAUGAAGGAUAUUGAACAGGAAGUAAAAAAAAAAACUGAUUUCUUUAUUUUGGGCUGCAGUAAGUUCUUUAACACUUAAGUUUUUUUUAAGCUGUUAAAGCAGGAUAUCUUGUGUCUGUAGUAAUUUUUGUUCUUAGAUUUGUGUCUGUGUGUGAUUGUAUUAUGCUUCUAGUAUAGACUGGAUUCAAAUGUAAUAGCUAUUUUUUCUCCCCAGAGAAGAUCUUUGCUGAGGUAAAACUAUGUAGUAGUCUAAUACUGGAGUUACUAGGACUAGAUAUCAGCCCAAGAAGCAGUACACUUGUAUCAAAAUGUUACUUUGCAAAAACAGACAAUGUCAGAGAGGUAUUGUUUUUAUCCCAUUAUCAGAUUUUUACUAUUAUUGCAUGUUUGCAAUCUGACAAAAACAACCAAACCAGUAGAGCACUACUUUUUAAAUGACAAAAGCUUAAGUUUCUUUUUCAGCAUUGUUAGCAUUUCCAGGAUAAAUGUUUAACUUCUGGCUGUCAGUAAAUUCAUCUUAAGUGCUUUUUUUGCAGUACUAGUGUGAUGUAAAUAUUGCGCCUUACUCACUAGGCUGCAUAUUUUAUAGCUGAGUAUGUACUUGCUGUAUCUGAAGUUAGUGAGAAAGUGUAAAUCAUGAUUUUCAAUUUGCCAACUCAUUGCCUUUGUUGUAAAUAAGCAAUUAAAGAUUUUAUUUAAACUGUU